Aspergillus mulundensis is the source of this 993-nucleotide messenger RNA. RefSeq lists its product as uncharacterized. Gene Ontology annotation, molecular function: catalytic activity. The record is from RefSeq and is a predicted model, not a curated record. Lineage: Eukaryota; Fungi; Ascomycota; Eurotiomycetes; Eurotiales; Aspergillaceae. The transcript is spliced from 2 exons. Gene Ontology annotation, biological process: nucleoside metabolic process. Bases 1 to 993 code for a protein of 330 amino acids.
AUGCUAGAUCGAACUCACGAGGACUACACAGUUGGCUGGAUCUGUCCGUUGGAAAUCGAGCAGAUCCCCGCCGUGCGAAUACUAGACGAGAUUCACCCUUGUCUCGGGCAGAGUUCGACAGACUACAACACAUAUAUCCUCGGCAGCAUUGCGGGAUACGAUAUCGUGAUUGCGGGCCUGCAUCUACAGGGGAACAAUCCAGCAGCAUCGGUCGUCAUGCAGAUGCGAAACACGUUUCCCAAUAUCCGCUCCUUGCUUCUCGUUGGUAUUGGUGGUGGAGUGACCGUUGAGACGGAUGGCGGAAGAAUCCGCUUGGGCGACGUCGUCAUUAGCAAACCAACGGGCGAGAACCCUGGCGUUGUCAAGUAUGAUCGAGGCCAGGCUGAGGCUGGGAGAUUUUUUCGCACCGGUGCACUUCCUCCGCCUCCCACCGUACUUCUCAAUGCUGUGGGAGAUCUGGCGCAAGGUCGCUUUCGCGCGAACAAUGGCGACAGUGACCCUGUGCUGCGGAGGUUUCAGUUUCCGGGCCGCGUGAGCGAUAACCUUUAUCCAAGCGACUACAUCCAUCGGCAAGCAGGUGUCUCUUGCAGCUGGGCUAGGUGUGAUCCGACAAAGUGUAUCGAAUAUGACGAGGCGAAGGAUGACCGCGUCAGGGUCCAUCGAGGCGUAAUCGCAUCCGGCGAGCUGGUUGUUGAAGAUGCCAUCGCAAGGAACCACUUAGCAGCGCAAUGCGGUGUUUUGUGUUUUGAGAGAGAAGCAGCCGGUGCACUGGCCGAUAUUCCCUGCUUGGUCAUCCGGGGUAUCUCAGAUUAUUGCGACUCCCACAAGAAUGACGUCUGGCAUGGAUAUGCUGCAGCGACAGCAGCGGCAUACGCCCGAGAGCUCUUUUUGCAGAUGCCCAUCUAUGACUCGAAGAAUCAAUUAUUUGACAUUGAUACAAAAGAAGGGAUCAGGCUGCUCCAACAGAUAUUCGCCUCGGCCCUCAGGCCCUAA